Molecule: messenger RNA, 264 nt
Organism: Caenorhabditis briggsae
Lineage: Eukaryota; Metazoa; Nematoda; Chromadorea; Rhabditida; Rhabditidae
Exons: 2
Coding region: 1-264 (87 amino acids)
Source: RefSeq, a predicted model, not a curated record
AUGGACUAUGAUGAUGUUGAUAAAAUAUCGCGAGGGAGUGAUCAAACCUUCAUCCACCACCAUGUUGACCCACCAUGUGGAGUUCUCGACCCAAAGGAGGCUGUCCUUUUGGCUGUGUCUUGCGAUGCCUUCGCCUUCGGACAGGAGGACACCAACAACGACCGUAUCACUGUCGAGUGGACCAACAACCCAGACGGAGCUGCCAAACAGUUCCGUGACGGAAUAGUCCGCCGCAAGAACUUGCCAAUUGAGUAUAACCCAUAG